UUAGUUCUUAUGUGAUUAUGUCAGAACUAACCUUGUUUCACUGAGUAUUCCAUGUAUAUAAUGAGAUACUAUAACAUUAAUUAAUAGAUAUAAUGCAAACACAGCAGGAAUAUUAAAAUAACUAUUAGUUUUUCAAAGUUAAUUAUUACUUUUUCAGAACCAACCUUAAAAUAAUUAAUCAAAAUGUUGAAAAUGACGUAUGGGUUUCUUUUUAAUACUAGAGUAUGUUAUCGUUCUUCGAUUUUCUCACAAAUUAAAGAAAUAUCAUCAUCGGCAUCAUUGGAAUCUAAUCUCCAAAAAUCAAAUAUAAAUAUUCAAAAUGAUGAGGUUUUGGAUACUUCUACCAAUGACCAGCCACAAUAUAAAAAUAUUAGGUCCAGGAGUAGAAUAGUGUCUGCUGCGUUUGCUUCUUUGAACGACUCAAAUAAAUUUGAGGUAGAUAUUAAUACACCACAUACUGAUAGCAAAAUAUCAAAUGCAUCAACUGUUGAUGACUUGUUGUCAAUAUCAAAAGGCGAAGGUGUUUCCCGUAGAAUUGCUCUGAAGAUUGUCUCAGUGCUUGCCGAUUGGACUACAUCGAAAAAAAUUAAGCUAGCUGAUUUUGAAAAUGAUUUGAGGUUUAUUAAACUGUGUAAAGUGUUGACAAGAACAUAUAAAUCAGAAAGGUUUGCCGCAUCAAAAAGCGAAGAUUUGUCCACAGUUCUGAGUGUAACUGCUGAUGAAGAAGCAGCCAAAUUGAUUCAGACAGUGACAUUGCCUCAAAUGGUAAAGAUAAUGAAAACAUUAGCAAAUAAAAAACGACGUUCUACUUUACUCCUCCGUACUUUAGCAUAUAAUAUAUCUGGAAAUUCAGAUAAAUUGGACUUGAAACAUUGUUCAGAUUUGCUAUUCAGUAUGGCUUCUUUGAACUUCAUUGAUGAGAAUUUGUUAUCUAAGGUAACAUUAGAUGUAUGCAGUGAGAUAGAAAAUGAGCCAGAAACCAACAAGAGUGCAGUUAUUGGUUCAAUUUUGACUAGUUUAGGAUUGUUAAAGUACAAGAAUACUAUUGUUUUGGAUGUCUUGAGCAAAUGGUUGGUAAAAAAUUGUGAUAUAUGUAGAAGUCAGGAUGUAUUCACUUUAUUCAUCACUUUAGCCACCUUGAAUUAUAUGCCACCUGAUUCUGACAAAUUAUUGAAUACUUUCAGUCCCUAUCUCACAGAAUUAGAAGCUGGCAAUCCAAACAUUUGGUUGGAUCAUAUCUGGUCUAAGGUAAUACUUGAUAUAGCAACACCAGAAGAAAUAUCAUAUAUAUUGAGAGAGCACUUUCUUCAGUCUUUGUUGACAUCUAACAAAGGAAACAGUAUGUCUACAAACCUCAAAAUUUUGAAUAUAAAUGGUGCUGCUGAUUGUCUAAUAGAUGGUUAUAAUAAAAACAAGCUACCUGAAAGCUCUCCAUUCAGAAAUGUUCAACUACAACGAAGAAAGGAGAAAGUUGAAAUUAUUGACUCUGUUUGUACUUCCUUGAAAAAUUUAAUGAACAUUGAGAAAUACUUGAAAUUGAAUACUGAUACAGGAUAUGGAUUUACAAUAGAUGCAGAAUGCAUUUUUGAUGAAAAAUUUAGCCCAAAAGAAUUUGACAAAGAAUUUAUGGGUGGAACAAGAAUAGCAAUUAUGACUUUAGACUACCAUGAUAUGACUAAAGGCCGGUCUGAACCCAUUGGAAUCAAUGUUUUUGCUAAAAGAAUAUUAGAAGCUAAAGGUUACAAAGUGCUACAUAUACCUUAUAAUGAAUUCAAUCCGCAAAGAAAGUUGAUAAGUAGAGUACAAUAUUUAGAGAAAAAUUUGAAAGAGUUGGUUAUGAAUACAACUUAAAGAAAUGUUAUCUCUUAUUAGUGUUUUAAUAAUAAGGAUCACUUUCAUAGUUUUUCUUUUUUGGAUAAUGCAAAGUAUGAAAUCAUUGUUUGAGUUUUCCAUCAACUCAUAAUACAAAUAUUGUGAAUACAUUAAUAUAAUAUAACAAACGA
Messenger RNA from Harmonia axyridis, 2003 nucleotides. Its product is annotated as FAST kinase domain-containing protein 4. Gene Ontology annotation, biological process: regulation of mitochondrial mRNA stability. The coding region runs from base 184 to 1851 and encodes 555 amino acids. The record is from RefSeq and is a predicted model, not a curated record. NCBI's taxonomy places the organism in Eukaryota, Metazoa, Arthropoda, Insecta, Coleoptera, Coccinellidae. The transcript has 4 exons.